This is a messenger RNA of Anoplophora glabripennis (Asian longhorned beetle), 1379 nucleotides long. Its product is annotated as DNA-binding protein SMUBP-2. The record is from RefSeq and is a predicted model, not a curated record. The transcript has a single exon. Gene Ontology annotation, molecular function: zinc ion binding. The coding region runs from base 102 to 512 and encodes 136 amino acids. Lineage: Eukaryota; Metazoa; Arthropoda; Insecta; Coleoptera; Cerambycidae.
ACUUAAGACAGAAAUGUCAAGACCUGAAACGUUAAUAUAACCUAAAAAAAUUGUAUUUUUCGUAAAAUUUGUCUUUUAAACAAAAUAUUAAAUUACUCAAAAUGGCUUCAACUUCAACAGUAACAUCUACUAAAAUGGAAAAAGCGAAUCAUAAAACUAAAGAUAACGACUUAAAGGAAGCUGUGAAAUCUAAAGAUUUAGACGAAGUUUUGCAAAAAGUAACUGCUGUCGAUACUGUGUGUUGUUUUACAAAAUGUAAGAAUCGCACGAAGGAUUUUGCUAUACAAUGUAAAUACUGUAGUAAAAGGUUUUGUACAACUCAUGGGUUACCUGAAAUACAUGGUUGUGGCGAAGCAGUCCGAAGGGACGAGAAGCGAAAAUUUCUACAUCCCGACACGAAAUUAUCACAAGAAAAACACUCGCAGGCCCAUACCAAAUUAUCUAUGAAGCUAAAACAAAUGCAGUUGGAGAGGAAACCUAAGCAAAAUUUGUCAAAUAAACAGAAAAAGUAAUGUUUUCGCUAAUUUGUUUUCUAAUAUUUAAAAAUACAUUAACUGAGCUUUACAUAUAAAUAGCUGUGUCUGUAACUGAAUCCUAAACAUGUAUAUAUGAAAAUGAAUUCAAAUCACUGCCUCAAAAUAGAUAUUUUGGAAAGGUACAAUGUUAAAAACAAAAUUAAUUAAGAAAAUAUUUAUUCAGAUGUGAAAAAUACUGAUUUACAUGUUAUUAUUUACACCGUAUAAUUGAAUAACUAACUAUCCUGAAAUAAUGGCAUAAUUUUAAGGUGCACUGUUAACAAAAUGUAUAAGAAUGUUCAAUUUUCAACCGUUUGUGCCACUUUACGUAAUAAAAAUUUAAUACAAGGACUAUCGUCACUGUAAACAUAUUGGUCAUAAUACAUAUAGGCCGGGUUUGAUAGUAAAGGCUGUAAACUUUAUUCUCAGUAUUCCCACUACGAAAAUGGGGCUUAAAUUUAACUAUUAUAUUUCAAAUAAAGUUACGGAAACCUUGAAAAAUAAUUAAUAUCGCUUAUCUAUCGUUUAGCUUGACGGUAGAGAGCAAUUUUAUUUUAAUAAAACGAACACAGUGUGUCUAAUAAACUUUGGUUUCAACUUUGGUAACAACGAAGAGAAGACUUCCCAAAAAUGAUCAUUCCGUAUAGAACACAAGACAAUAAUUUGAAUGUAAUAGUGGUAAGAGAAGUAUGCCAAUAAUAGAAACAUCGUCACUCUUCAGUAAUAGAAAUGCUGUUACUCAUCGGACGCAAACACUACAUCAAUUAAAUUAUAGUAAAUUUUGUUAAUUAAAAUUUAUACUCCGUUUAUAAUAAAAUCCACGGUGACGAAUAUGAUGCAAAUUAUGGACCAUACAAUUAUAAA